AUGACGUCCGCCGCGGACGAAAACCACUCUUCCCAGCCUCGACUCGUAGGCACCACAGCAGACCUCUACCAAGGCAGCAUAACCGAAACAGCCCUCAAGGAAGCUACACUUCUGAGCGAAUAUCCUGAAGCAGGCCUGAGCCCGACAAAGAGGUCCGGAACCCAGAAUGAAUGCAACUACUUCAAAAGCGCUCAAUGGUCCCCGGAUGGCACCACCAUCCUCACCUCCUCUGCAGACAACACCCUCCGUUCUUUCGUCCUGCCAGCGGACCUGCUCACUCCCCCCCACCCGCAAAAGCUCCGGCCUUACGCUCUCCAUCAAUCCCCAGAGCCCUUGUACGCAGCCACAUUCCACCCAUCCUACAGCCUCCAAGAACCAUCCACGUGCCUGACCCUCGCCUCCCCGCGCGCUCUGCCAAUCAGACUCUUCUCUCCUUUCACUGCGGACAGAAUAUUGGCAUCAUACCCACUAGUCAGUCCGACGACGGAAGCGUGGAUAGCGCCGCAUUCGCUCCUCUUCAGUCCCCAGGAAGCGAGUACCUUCUUUGCAGGAAGCGAGAGCUGUGUGAGCGUGUUUGAUGUGAACAGGGCCGGGGGUGCACCUGUGACGAGGAUGCACACCACGCCGAGCCGGCGGGGUGGGGCAGCUGGCCGAGGCCAAGGCAUGAAGGGAAUAGUGUCCGCGUUGGGCAUGAGUUCCGAGGGGAUGUUAGCAGCGGGGACAUAUUCGAGAUGGGUGGGUCUGUACGAUGGGUUCGGAAGGGGUGGGGACGCCGGCGUCUUCUCUGCCGGUGCCGAGGAUGGGGUCGAGCGAGCUGGUGGGAUCACGCAAGUGAUUUGGAGCGUGUGUGGGCGCUACCUCUGCGUCGUGGAGAGGGCCAGUGACGGGGUCGGAAUAUGGGAUAUCAGGGGCGCGGGAAAGAGGCUGGCUUGGCUGCGAGGCAGAAAUGCAAGGACGCAACAGCGGCUCAGCGUCGAGGUAAUGGGAGGAGAGGUGUGGGCCGGAGCCUUAGAUGGAGCGGUGAGGGUUUGGGAGGGGCUGGGUAUGGCGGAAGGGGUGAGGGAUCCGAGCUGGGAGUUCAAGGCUCAUGAAGACACUGUUUCGUCGACUACCCUGCAUCCAUCUGGGUCUGUCCUGGCGACUUGUUCUGGCCAGCGGCAUUCAUUUCCUUCAACUCGCGCAGUCGAGGACUUCUCGGACAUCGAAUUCGACAGUGACUCCUCAUCUCCACGUUCCUCGAGUUCGGCAAGUUCACCAUCAUCAAUGAGUGCAUCCUCGCAAAGACCACCUCAGGCGACGGACAAUAGCUUGAAUCUUUGGGCAUUAUGA
Molecule: messenger RNA, 1329 nt
Organism: Letharia columbiana
Lineage: Eukaryota; Fungi; Ascomycota; Lecanoromycetes; Lecanorales; Parmeliaceae
Exons: 1
Coding region: 1-1329 (442 amino acids)
Molecular function (GO): protein binding
Source: RefSeq, a predicted model, not a curated record